Molecule: messenger RNA, 1525 nt
Organism: Cornus florida
Lineage: Eukaryota; Viridiplantae; Streptophyta; Magnoliopsida; Cornales; Cornaceae
Product: cold-regulated protein 27-like
Exons: 5
Coding region: 16-1053 (345 amino acids)
Biological process (GO): regulation of circadian rhythm; response to cold
Source: RefSeq, a predicted model, not a curated record
CACAGUGAUGGGACCAUGACGCGUGUAAAAGCGGCGACAACUGGCACCCCUCUUCUGUCUCCCUCGUUCGACACUUCAUCUUCUCUGCCUCUGCAGAAAUAUCAUCAAAAUUCGAUCCCACCGUUCCAAUCCAAAUUCGGACCGCCAAACCAAAAACAUUCACACACAAGCACACAAUUCAGCUCGCUCUCUGUGAGAUUAGGGUUUCUAUCUUUCUUUGCUGAGCUUCAACCGUCGGAUAUGGAAAACGAUUCUCCUCCUCCUCCUCCUCCUCCUCCGGCCACCUCACUCACGUCGGAGGUUAUCGGCCGUAACGCUUCAACCGAUUCUGAAGAGACUCAGAGUCUGCUGAACUCUCAGGCAGGAGAAUCAAAUAACACGGAAUGGACAAAUGAGAAGCACCGUUUGUACCUCAAGUCCAUGGAAGCAACAUUUGUUAACCAGUUAUAUAAUAACAUUAAUCUACUUGGCCGGUACUCACAAAGGGAGCACUCAUCAGAUUAUAAAUUGUCAAGGCAAAUGCGUGGCAACACCCGUGCGUCUUCUGGCCAGCAAUUCAAAGUUCUUCGAAGUGGCUGCUGGGAGAAGAUCAAUUUUGAAAGACAGGAACCUCGAGUGGAGAAAGCAGAUGGUUCUCGUGUCCUUUUAGCAAAUCCAUGGAUUCGACAUUUCAGAUCCGCAAGCAGGCACCAAGUUGUGACAUCUUCUGCUCUUCAAGAAAAAGCCGCCUUUGAAGGUCGAGCAAUCUGCGUAAAAGGGAAAAUGGCAUUGCCAUCUCCCUCAGCUAAUUCAGAGCAGUUUCAUGCGCCUCAUUUGUACGGUCAUGAUUCGGUUGGCAGCGAUGCAGAGAUGUCGGAUCAAAACUUCGUUGGUGACAAUAUUGAGGGAGACAAGGCAAACUGUAUGUGCAGUCAGAAGAGGCUGAAAUCUGCGGUUGAUCCUACAUCAAGCAAUGAUCAAGUCGUUCCUUUCAGCAAUUUUACCGCGAUACAAGAUGUUACCAAGAACCCUGCUUACUUGGAAAGUGAAAGGCACCAUGGUAGUAAUCUGUAAUUGUAGAAAAGGGUAGCUAGCUUUUUUGUGAUUGGAAAUUAACGACGACUUCCUGAAACAGAAAGCUAGAAGCAGGUAAGCUAGUCUUACUAAUAGUUACGAUGGUUUAGUUUGUACUAUUUAUAAAUGCUUGGAUGAGAGAGCAAUCAUGAUUUUGAGAUCGGGGCAUAUACCAACAAAAAUGAUGUGGUUUAGUUCUACAAAGAUCAGUUGAUAAUGAUAGAAGAAUGUGUGCAUGCUGCUGCCUACUGCUGCUGUAAAUGAUAUACCAGAUGAGUAGAAGAGCUGAUUGUUCCCCAAUUAGAGAGGUUGCUCAGAUAUUCUCAGCGUGUCCUUCAAUCAAGAUUUUUAUUGAAGUUUUUUCAAGUAGUUGGCAACUAAUAACUAUGUAAGGUUUAGUUGUACAGUCUGGUAUUUACCCAGACUGUUUGAUGCUGGAAUUUCAGUUGACUAGCUAGGGUAUUUGCGACAA